This is a messenger RNA of Haemonchus placei, 576 nucleotides long. NCBI's taxonomy places the organism in Eukaryota, Metazoa, Nematoda, Chromadorea, Rhabditida, Trichostrongylidae. The record is from the annotation of a GenBank genome assembly.
AUGGGUGUAUACCCUUUACCACCUCCACCACCUGAAGAUAUCCACCAGUAUGAGAACAUCAUACCCCAAAUAUAUAUGAGGAAUCCACCUCCUCCACCUAGGUUGAUCAUCAUAGGUUUUGACACUCCAGGAUNAAGAGUUCUGAUGAAGUUUUUCAGCGACGGUCGAAGCAGAGAUUCGUUGGACACCCAAAAAAGUAAAGAUAGCAAAACCUCAACGGCGUCAAAAACUGGUCAAAAAAGAAGGUGGUGGAAACCACGUAAAAGAAAGCAGAACACUAUAGAAGGAACCACAAGGAAAAACAUACUCGCCAAAAAAGUUGGAAGCGGCGAAGUGGUCAGAAGCAGGGAAGAAUUAGGAAGUAGGGAAGGAGUCGGAAGCAGAGAAGAAUUCGGGAGCAAGGAAGAAUUUGGAAGCAAGGAAGCAACUUUACACAGGGAGAAAAUCGGAAGCAUGGAAGGAGUUGGAAGCAGAGAAAUUGUUAGUUGGGAAGGGCGAGACAUGAGACAGAGUCCAGAAAACUAUCUCGACAUGAAGCCUAAGCAGAGAAAAACUCGCAAGGUGAAGAGUUUUUAG